UAAAAAGGGCACCUCAGCCUCUCCAAAGGCAUCAUUCCCACUCCUGCUUCACUGAGGAACAGCAGCAGGCAGACACCAGCGCAGGAACGGAUACCUUCUCUACCUUCUUUCUGUUUUUCUUUUCGUGCCUUUUUUUUACUUACACUUCAAGAGGACAACAUGCAGCCCUCGGCGCGAGCUCACACUCUUUACGGACAUGCGGAUUGCACAUCCACUGUGGCCAAACCGCAUGUGGGGAAAUCGUUCACCAUUGACGCGUUGCUGGCAAGGCCUGAGCAUGUGGAGCGCUCCAGAACGGGCUCCUCUUUUAGAGGCGCGCUGAGUAAUGCGCACAGCCAGAGCGGGCUGCUGCCUGUGUGCCCACCGCUCCCGCACUACAUGUACAGCCCGAGCUACGUGCACACACAGCCCGGUUACCCAGUCUACUACUGCCCGCCAUACGGCUACCAUCCCUCCUGCCGCACUGCAGUUUACUCACAAGAUGCAGUCCUGGCCAAAGCAGGCGCGCUCCCGCACUACAAGCACAAAGCUGGCAAGUCCAAGAGGAUGCGCACAAGUUUCACCAACGAGCAGCUUUCGCGCCUGGAGAAGGAGUUCGCGCGCCAGCAGUACAUGGUUGGCUCAGAGCGAUUCUUGCUAGCAUCUGCACUGCAGCUCACAGAAGCACAGGUCAAAGUCUGGUUUCAGAACAGACGCAUCAAGUGGAGAAAGCAGAGUCUAGAGCAGCAGCAGGCCAAGCUCGCCAAGCUGGGCCUCGCAGGACCACCCAAAAGCCCCGGCUCUCAGGGUCGUGAGGAUGAGGGAGAUGAGGACGAGCACGAUUUCACGGAAGAUUCCGAGGUGGACGUGGACAUCGACGAUUCACUCAACGAUUAAGGAGAGAAGCAGAGCUGAAUCAGAGCUCAUCCAGUGACUGUAGUGGCAACACUGCGUUUUGUACAUAUCUGAACUGCUUAAGAUGGAGUGGUUCUCUGUAAAAAUAUUUAAUGCAUAGAUAGUUAUAUAUUUAAGACUUUGUUUUGUAUUAUUGCUCUUGUGAGAGUAUGCUUCCUUCUUUUUGUAUACGUUUGUAUGGAUGAAAUAAACUAAAUUUAUUUU
This is a messenger RNA of Astyanax mexicanus (Mexican tetra), 1098 nucleotides long. It is a transcript of the gene noto, whose product is annotated as notochord homeobox. Gene Ontology annotation, molecular function: DNA binding; DNA-binding transcription factor activity, RNA polymerase II-specific. Gene Ontology annotation, biological process: regulation of DNA-templated transcription; central nervous system development; neuron differentiation. NCBI's taxonomy places the organism in Eukaryota, Metazoa, Chordata, Actinopteri, Characiformes, Acestrorhamphidae. The transcript has 3 exons. The record is from RefSeq and is a predicted model, not a curated record. Bases 160 to 876 code for a protein of 238 amino acids.